UCAGAGCGGGACUCGGCCGACUGUGACUCGUGGACAGCGACAAGUGGACUCUCUCAUCUCGUCCUCCAUUACACAACAACCACCACAACAACAACAGCAGCAUAGCUUGAUACUAGCCUCAAGUCUCUUCCUUAACAGCAACAGCAGCAAGACGAACCGCCACGCUCCACGAGACACGGCAGCUGCUCUUUACAGAAGGCGACAACACCCAGCCGAGUGACCCGGGUGCUGGCUUGAGACUUGUGGAACCCAGAGGAGGAGGGGGAAGAGUAGGCAGAGGGGAGGGAGCGAUGGCGCUUCUGCUCCGCAUCAGCUUCCUCACGUGUGAUGGCUGUCGCAUGUCUCGCCCGGAGGCCUCCUCGACCCAGCAGUACUGCGCCGUCAACAUCCGCCAGGCCGUGCCCAAUGAGCGGGGCGGCGUCACCUACAUCCAGAACAAGCCCACCAUGUACCCUCGCUGGGAGACCAAGUUCAACACCCUCCUGCACGACGAGCACCUGCUGCAGGUGAUCGUGAUGAGCGCGGCAGGGCGGCCGAUUUCCGACACCGAGGUGCCGCUCCAGUCGCUGGUGCAAAAAUGCCGGAACUCCGCCGAGGGCAUCGCGGAAUUCUGGCUGGACUUGAAGCCCCAGGGCCGCGUCCUCACAACCGUGCAGUGCUUACAGGACAGUGAAGAUGAAAGCGCGCGAGCAGAGGCCCGCGGGCCGCUCAAGAAGCGCCGCGGCGCCAUCAAGCAGGCCAAGGUGCACCACGUCAAGGGCCACCAAUUCACCGCCACCUUCUUCCCACAGCCCACGUUCUGCUCGGUCUGCAAGGAGUUUGUGUGGGGCCUCAACAAGCAAGGCUACCAGUGCCGAGAAUGCAAUGCAGCGAUUCACAAGCGCUGCAUCGACAUUGUACUGGCGAACUGCACGGGCUCAGCGGAGAACAGCAGCGAAACUCAGAUCAUGAAGGAGCGCUUCAAGCUGGAUGUCCCCCACCGCUUCCGCGUAAACUCCUACAUGAGCCCCACGUUCUGUGACCACUGCGGCACGCUGCUGUGGGGCCUGGCUCGCCAGGGCCUGAAGUGCGACGAGUGUGCCAUGAAUAUCCACCACAAGUGCAAGGGCAAGGUCGCAAAUCUGUGCGGCAUCAACCAAAAGCUCAUGGCAGAGGCCCUCGCUCAGAUAGAAGCUCAGCAACAGGUGCGGAAAGAGCGGAACAGCGUGUGCCUGGGGCCUAGUGGGGUAGAGGCUGAUGCUGGUGGUGGUGAUGCUGCUGCAUUCGCUGGGCCCUGCCCCUCAGCUCCCCUGCUGGCGGAACUCCCCGGAGCCUCCGAUUUCGACCGCUCGCAGGUUUCCUGGGAGGGCCCCAUCGUGGGCCCCCAUGGCAGCCGCCAACCCCAGCCACGGCAACAGCCUCCUGGCAGCCGGGGGUCAGGGAGCCUCCAUGGUCCCCCGCGCCUGUCCCCCUCGGACUUCUCCUUCAUCAAGGUGCUGGGCAAGGGCAGCUUCGGAAAGGUGAUGCUGGCGGAGAUGAAGGGCCCGCGGAGCCCGGCUGCCGCAUACUUCGCCGUCAAGGUCCUCAAGAAGGACGUGGUGCUGAUGGACGAUGACGUGGAGUGCACCAUGAUCGAGAAGAGGGUGCUGGCCCUGGCCUGGGAGCACCCCUUCCUCACCCACUUGUGUGGCACCUUCCAGACCAAGGAGCACCUGUUCUUCGUCAUGGAGUACCUCAACGGCGGAGACCUCAUGUUCCACAUCCAGGAGAAGGGGCGCUUUGACCUGCCCCGAGCCACAUUCUAUUCUGCUGAAAUCAUCUGUGGCCUUCAGUUCCUCCACUCCAAAGGCAUAAUCUACAGAGACCUGAAGCUGGAUAACAUCCUGCUGGACCGCGACGGCCACGUGAAGAUCGCCGACUUUGGGAUGUGCAAAGAGAAUGUGAGCGCCGAGACGCUCGCCUCCACCUUCUGCGGCACGCCCGACUACAUCGCGCCCGAGAUCCUACUGGGUCACCCAUACGGGCGCUCGGUGGACUGGUGGGCCCUGGGGGUGCUGCUCUACGAGAUGCUGGUGGGGCAGUCGCCCUUCUACGGCACCGACGAGGAGCAGCUGUUCGAGGCGAUCCGUGUGCACACGCCGCACUACCCUCGCUGGCUCAGCGAGCCCUCCCGAGAUAUCCUCACGCAGCUGUUUGAAAGGGACCACUCUAAGCGGCUCGGGGUGGUGGGGUCCAUAAGGAUGCACGUGUUCUUCAAAACCAUCGAUUGGCAGGCGCUGGAGAUGCGUCAGGUCAUCCCUCCCUUCCGACCCAAAGUGAGAUCGGCCAACGACUGCAGCAACUUCGACCAGGAGUUCCUGAGCGAGAAGCCGCGUCUGUCCUUUGGCAACAAGGAGCUCAUCAGCUCCAUGGACCAGUCGGUGUUCCAUGGAUUCUCCUUCACCAGCCCCAUGGUGGAGAUGCUGGGGGAGAAAUGACAUCGCCAACCUGGUCGCUCGUGAGCAUGCCAGGGCCGACAGGGGUUGGUGGAUGGGGGGCGGGGGUGUUAAGACGAUGGCAACGAUGGUAGUGAUGAUAGUGAUGACUAUGGUGGCGCGACAAUGGUGGUGACGAUGGUGAUGGCGGUGGUGACGAUGGUGAUGAUGGUGGUGACGAUGGUGGUGAUGAUAGUGAUGACGAUGGUGGCGACGAUGGUGGUGACGAUGGUGAUGGCGGUGGUGACGAUGGUGAUGAUGGUGGUGACGAUGGUGGUGAUGAUGGGGUUGACGAUGGUGAUGAUGGUGGUGACGAUGGUGGUGAUGACGAUGGUGAUGAUGGUGGUGACGAUGGUGGUGAUGAUGGGGUUGACGAUGGUGAUGAUGGUGGUGACGAUGGUGGUGAUGAUGGUGGUGAUGGUGGUGGUGACGAUGGUGGUGAUGAUGGUGGUGAUGGUGGUGGUGACGAUGGUGGUGAUGGUGGUGGCGAUGGUGGUGGCAAUGGUGAUGAUGAUGGUGGAGACGGUGGUGACGAUGGUGGCGUCGCGUGCAUGUGACUCAAUCCAUAACCGGCGCUCACAAUCACUCACUAACUCACUUAGACACCCACUCACUGACUUACUCCAUAACUAACUCUCUCAAUCACCCAUUCAUUCAUCCACCUACUGACUGAAAACCCUUCAUAACCGUCUCACUCAAUCACUCAAUCAUUCAUCAACUCACUCAGUCACCCGACCAACCUGCUCACUCAAUCAGCCACUCACUCAGUCACCCACACAGUUACUCACCCAGCUACUCACUCACGAAACAGACUAGCCACUGACUCACCCACCCACUCACAGUCUAUGGGGUCUGCGUGCUAGUCUAUGGGGUCUCCAUGCUAGUCUAUGGGGUCUGCGUGCUCGUCUAUGGGGUCUCCGUGCUCGUCUAUGGGGUCUGCGUGCUAAUCUAUGGGGUCUUCAUGCUACUCUAUGGUGAAUCCGUGGUAGUCUAUGGGGUCUCCAUGCUAAUCUAUGGGGUCUCCGUGCUAGUCUAUGGGGAAUCCGUGCUACUCUAUUGGGUCUUCGUGCUAGUCUAUGGGGUCUCCAUGCUAGUCUAUGGGGAAUCCGUGCUAGUCUAUGGGGAAUCCGUGCUAAUCUAUGGGGUCUGCGUGCUAGUCUAUGGGGUCUCUGUGCUAGUCUAUGGGGUCUGCUUGCUAGUCUAUGGGGUCUGCGUGCUAGUCUAUGGGCUCUAUGCUAGUCUAUGGGGUCUCUGUGCUCGUCUUUGGGGUCUCCAUGCUAGUCUAUGGGGUAUCCAUGCUAGUCUAUGGGGUCUCCAUGCUAAUCUAUGGGGUCUGCGUGCUAGUUUAUGGGGUCUGCGUGCUAAUCUAUGGGGUCUGCGUGGUAGUGUAUGGGGUCU
Molecule: messenger RNA, 3851 nt
Organism: Lethenteron reissneri (Far Eastern brook lamprey)
Lineage: Eukaryota; Metazoa; Chordata; Hyperoartia; Petromyzontiformes; Petromyzontidae
Product: protein kinase C delta type-like
Biological process (GO): protein phosphorylation
Molecular function (GO): ATP binding; diacylglycerol-dependent serine/threonine kinase activity
Source: RefSeq, a predicted model, not a curated record